Molecule: messenger RNA, 11111 nt
Organism: Nezara viridula (southern green stink bug)
Lineage: Eukaryota; Metazoa; Arthropoda; Insecta; Hemiptera; Pentatomidae
Source: the annotation of a GenBank genome assembly
GGGCAACGAACAUGAAAGGAUAUCUUUUAGAAGUAUCAACGAGCCGAAAUCGGAAGCCACGGCCAGGGAGAUGCGGCUGGUGGACGGAUCUAGCACGAGAUCCGGUAGGCUCCAAGUAUUGCAAAAUGGACACUGGCGAUCUGUCUGUUCCAACUCCAGGAGAUGGAGUGUGGCGAAUAUAGAAGUCGCUUGUCGACAGAUGGGCUGGGAAGGAGGUAAAUGGCUCGGUUGGUUGGACAAAGAACCCGGCCACAAACCCAGAGUUCUCAUCCAACUUAAUUGCAGCGGCACGGAAACUAAUAUCAAGCAGUGCGAGCGAGCUCCUAGGAGAAUGGGCGGUCCCACAUGUGAUUUUCAUCCUGAUAUCCAUAUUGAAUGCUUUCCUCAACACGUUACGAGCAAAGUUACCAAUAACUGGAGGGGAAUAAGAUUUGAAAAUGCUCUCUAUAGCAGGUACCUGACAUUGGACAACACUCUCUACGUACCUACGAGUCACUCGAGGCUUCAAUAUGUUGAUAUUGUAAAUGCUGGUUCUGGAAGUGGUUACAAUGCAACUUCUUCUCUAGAAAUCAUUGGAGUUGCCCCACAAAUGUCGUCUAUUAAAAUAACAGAUUCAGCUUAUACUGGAAUCAACAUCACCGAUCCACGUGGUCCUGUAAAUAUUUUGAAUUCUACGGUUAGCAAUAAUCAUGGUUAUGGUAUUUUUGUCAAUAGUUCUGAUGGGGGAGUUGUAAUCGGUGCUACGUUGGUGAGUGAAAACGAAGGAGAUGGUAUUAAGUACGUAUCUCAUGAACAUUGGCCAAAAAAUAGGAGGGAUAUUCAGGAUCUUUGUACGCUCCCAACGACUGCGCAACAGACCUUUCCCAUGACUGUAGCCCUUCAGCAAAGUUUGUACUCUGUAGCGACGAAAGAAUGCCAAAAGUAUUUCUUCACAAAUCCUGGAUACAAGCUGACUGUGAAUUUUUUGCCUAUCCAAACUGAUCGGAAUGGUUCCUGUUCAGUUCAGAUUUACGAUGGCAUAUCAUCUCAGGACAGGGUUUUAGCAUCGUUUCCGCUCUACAAUUCGACUAAAGUUCAGAGCAUAACUUCAAGUGGACAUAAUAUUUUCAUUAGUUUCACUGCCGAGGGCUCGACUGAUACCUACGCUCUUGUCAGAAUCACUUCUGGAACAGAUAAGUGGGUGGAUUUGAAUGUUACUGAUUCUACUGUUGCUGAUAACAAGGGAGUUGGAAUAUCUAUCGAAAAUCUCAGAAGCAGACUUAACAUUCAGAGAUCAUCAGUUUCCCAUAGCGACCACAUCGCAGGCGUUCACGUGAAAAAUGGUGCAGGACAAGUGAACAUCAGUGAUUCGAGAAUCGCAUUUAACAUCGGAGAUGGCGUUAAUAUUACUUAUGCUGGCGGGUCGACGAACAUCAGUAGAUCAUCUCUUUCUUCUAAUUUAGGACACGGAGUGGCUGUAUGGUACAAUAAAACCAGAGAAAAAGAACACAUCGCAUUCAACCAUAGUGUUGUUUUAGAAUAUAGUGAAAUUUUUAAAAAUCUUGAGAAAGGUAUAUUAGUUGGUAAUUUUUGUCUCGAUUCAACGAUAAACGUGACUGGGAACUGGUUUAACCUGAGCUUGAAUACAGCAGUCGAAGUCGAAACUUGUUUGAAACCUUCUUCGAAAAUACUCAAACUGUAUGUUGGUCAUAAUAUAUUUGUUCAAAAUAAGAGGCCAGGUGUGAAGAUCAGGCCAGCUGUCAAUUUAGAUGGAGUCAUCGAAUUCAAUAAAUUCAAGGAAAACACAUACGGUGGAAUACUUAUUAAAAAUGACCCCAGUGAAUUGUACGGUAUCUUGCCCAGUACCCUUUUAAUAAAGAACAAUGAAUUUUACAAUAAUCAAGGAAUAUACGUUGUCAAUAUCGGACUGUCUCCUUACAGUGAACAACAGCAUUUACUUUUUACUUGGAAUUUUAUUAAAGACAACAAAAUAAAGGAACCAUUUAACAACAACGGUGAAACGAAGGUUUUGACCCCUAGAAGUAGAGUUGCUGCACCGAUCGUUAUCUCUUCGGAAAAUACUGACGUUUUUCGUAAUAUCAUUCAGAAUCCUGACUCGGAAUAUGAAAUUGGUGUGCACCUUCAAGAUCAAAGCCAGACUAUCAAUUGUUCUUACAAUUGGUUGGGUUUCGGAGAUGAAGAAAAAAUUUAUUAUAGAUUAUUUGAUAGGAAGGACCGUUACAAUCUAGCAAAAAUUCAGUACAUACCAUUUCUUUUACAUAGAAGUAAUCCCGGAGCAACUACUAUUAUGAAUUACCAGCGGUACGUUCCUCAGUUUUAUAUUACUACAGGAAACUCGGUCGGUGGAGAAGUAGAUGGAAUGGAAAACUUGAGAUCUGGAGAGUACAAUGUCGUCAGAGAUAUCAACGUGCGACCUGGAGGUCGACUAAUCCUCGAACCUGGAGUUACAUUGAGAUUUCCUCCAGGUAUUGGAAUGAUGGUUGCCGGUUAUUUGGAAGCUAGGGGAAGAGGUCCUAAUGAUAUUCUUCUUUCGAUGAAGGAAGAACUUCCGAUUGAAGAAAGUACUACACUAGAAGAAAACUCAGAUGUUCCUAUUACUCCAACAAAACCUGAGCCGAAAAUACGUCUUAUUGGUGGAACGACAUCUUAUGAAGGAACUCUUCAAGUUCAAAUUGAUUCAAAAUGGGGUACGGUGUGCAACCAUCGAUGGACCGAGAGGGCAGCCUCUCUUGUUUGUAAGCAAUUGGGUUUGGUUCUCAACCCCGACGACUGGCUUCUUUACGUUUCAGACAUUCCCCAUCCUGGAACAAACGACCCUAUAUUAUUGACAAACGUUGAGUGUGAUGAUGAUGAUUUGGACAUCACUGAAUGUAAAUCACAGAAAGCUUCAGAAUUCGUCCAUUCUUGUACACACAUCCAGGACGUUGUGAUGCGGUGUUAUCCUCCUUCUUGGGCCGGUGUGAGGUUGGGCGUGCUCGCUGAGAGAAGCCAUCUUCAAUACAUCACCAUUCAGAAUGCUGGCCUUCUUGAUUAUGAAACAAGCGAAUUCAAACCUGCAUUACAAGUUGAUCUUGCAAGACAUACUUUAGAGAGUAUUCGACUUACGGAUAAUGCUCAUGAUGGACUUGGAGUAGUUUAUUCUGACAUAUUUUCUUCUGGUUCUGCAAAUAUGGUGAAGAAUUGUGAGUUUAGUGAUAACCGUGGCAGUGGAAUCAGUUUUAAGCAAGCUGGACUUAAAAUUAGUGGUUCUAAGAUAGAAAACAAUAGAAUCAGUGGGAUUCGUCACAAUCCUGUCCUUUCUGGAUUACAGCAAAGGGAAAUCGCAGGUUGGUUUAAACCCGUUUCCGAUCUUUCUGCUCAGUAUAAACCGUACAAUCCCAUAUAUAUACCUUCGGCUGACAAAACCAUUGAAGUCGAAGAAGGAAGUACUAAAUAUAUUAUUACACAGCGUGUUGUUACCGAUGCCAUCCAAAAUACUUAUUACAUCAAGAGCCCACCUGGCUUCGUUCUUGGAAUCCAACUCUUAAAUCCCAUUCUUAAUCGGAGCACGGAGAGCAUAAUAAUCCAUGAUGCUCCGGACCUUAACAAGCGCUCAGUGAAGUGGGACCUGUCGAGAGAUUUGAAUGUGUUUCCAGCGACAUCUAGCUCUUAUGGUGUAGUACUGCAAUACGACAGUGGUGUCAAUGCGCUUGGAACUGCAGUUCUUGCAUUUUCUGCAUUUAGAGCCCAACAAUAUAUGCUUCUCCAUAGAAUCUUUAAAGGACCUAUUCCUACUUUAUAUGUUCAUAAUUCAAGAAUUAAAGGAAAUACUCGUGGUAUUUGGGCAUCAUAUUACAACAGAUACAUUACUGAGGUCGGUGAGCAUUACUUAAGGAAGAGUAAUGAAUCUAUUCAAGUAAUUGGCUGCGACAUUUCUCAUAACAAAGGAGAAGCUGUUCUUAUAGAUGCGCCACAUUGGAGUGUCACUCCGUCAAAUAUUUCGGAAAUAACAAUAAUUUUCAAUUCUACUCUAAUCACGGACAACGGUAGAGGGUUCUUCCAGUUUAGCAGGGACUUGCGAAAUUCUACUAAUUUAUUUCAUUGGUCUCUCAAUGAUAAUUCCGUCGAACGUAACUUAUAUGGCGGAUUUGAAAUAAAUCUGCCAUAUGUUUGGCAGUAUAAUGAAAACUAUACCCAUUCUGUCAGUAUACGAAACAAUACCUGGCGAAAUAACCGUAACUUUGGAAUUAUGAUUGGUGGUCAUUUCUCUCGUGUCAACUUUACAGACAGCGUUUUCGAAGAAAAUGUUUGCAGAUCUGGUCUUAUUUCAUUUCAAGGGAUGGAGAAAACUUUGAAGAUAAGGAACAAUAUAAUUCAGAAAAAUAAAGGAAUUUUUAUGAUUGAAUUCAAAGCCGACAGUCAAUCUGAAAUCAUGGGUGACUUGAAUGCUAAUUUCAUGUAUAAUUUAGUUAAACACAACGAACCGCCUACUCCAGAGACUCCAUCGAGUGUUAUUUUGUUUAACGGUGUUCAAAAAGUUAAGAUAAAAAGAAACUUGAUAUCAGAAAACACUCUCGGAUAUGCCGUGGUUGCCGGAGUCAGGACAGCUCGCCUCGAUUCGAGGAUAGACAUCACAGAAAAUUGGUGGGGCACGAAGGACUUGCUCCAAAUUAAGCAACAGAUUUUUGACUUUGAUGAUUGGAAUGAUCACGCCAUUGCUGAGUAUCUUCCGUUCUUGAUUGAAGAUUCGUUUGAUGGCUCCAUUUCUACCUCAUGGGAACCGCCCACGUCGAUGGAUAUUGAUUCGUUAUCAGGCCGCCUCACUUCCAGUUUGACCAUCUAUGCUAGAGAUCAGCCGUACAAAGUAGUAUCAGAUCUCACCGUCAUGCCCGAAGCAGCCCUAGUAUUGAUGCCUGGAGUCGUGCUUGAAUUCAUGCCUAGAGUUGGGAUAUUGGUUCUCGGAAGGCUGGAAGCUCGUGGAACAAGAAACCGAGAAGUAAUUAUGAGGCCGGUGUCGUCGUUCAACUCUAAUAGAGGUCUUCCUAUCGUUGAACAGACUGUUCGAUUGUGCACACCAGACAAUUGUACAGGAAACGAAGGUUUUGUUGAGAGGUGGAACGCUACGACUCAGCAAUGGGUGCCAGUCUGCGAUGAACGUUUCUCCGAGAGAAAUGCUCAGGUGACAUGCCGACAGAUGUUGAGAGAUGGUUUAGAUGUAUUUGUAUCCCACGCCCGUAGGUACGAGCUGCACCACAGCGACACAUCAAGAAUAUGGUCGUGGCACGAACCGCUCCAGUGCACUGGGGAUGAAUUAAGGCUUGAAGACUGUGAAAUAAGACUAAAUGGACAAGUGUACGGGCAUAUUCACCGCUGUAAUUGGGACAGUGAGUUUGUGUUCGUUCAUUGCGGUCAACCUAUAAAGCAAUACAAUAACUGGGGAGGGAUAAGAUUUGCAAAUAGUGAUUUCGAGCAAAGUGAUUUUGAAAAUAGAAUCCACGAUGCCGUUACCCACACAACUCUGACAAAGCGAGAAAGUAUUUUGGAAUUUGUUAACAUUACCGGAGCUGGGCUUCUUCAUAGCCAGAAAUCACCUGCGAUCUUGUCCAUCUCAAGGUCUCCAGAAAUCAACAAUGUAAAUUUGACUCAAUCUGUGGACCAUGGAAUAUCUUUAAUUUCUCCUACAGAAAAUGUUAAACUGUUAUUUAAUUGGAUUCAAAAUAAUCUAGGCGUAGGAAUCAGUAUUUCCUCUAUAACCGGUGAAGGAAGAGAAAGUGAUGAAAGUUCUUUUACUCCUCUGAAAGAAGUUUUAUUGCCUUACAGAGCAUUCAGUCUUAUCGACAUGUGUGACCCUGCAAAAGAGCUCUUCGUUCAAGAAAGAGUUAUUCUUUAUUAUGUAUAUGACAACAGACCGAUUAAUUGUGUUAAAAUAUUUUACAGUGCACUUAGACUGAAACCUUUCGGAUUCCGGCUACUCCAGUUUAACCUGUACAAUUCGACUGAUCGAUUAGACUUGUUUGAUGGCGGACUUUAUAACCGAUCGAUUAAACAUUUGACUACCCUCGACUUCAGUUCUCAAGCUGGAGCAGAUAAGAAAUUGUAUAAAACUCAAAGUUCUAGUUUGAGUAUCAGAUUGGUCGCAAGCGCUGCUUCACGCUCCUAUGGUUUUAUAGCGGAGAUCGUCACAUUACCAAUUUCUGCCAUUGGGUUUAAUCGAGAUGUUCAACACAAUAUUUCGUAUUCACUUAUUUCACAUAACAAAGGAGGUGGCGUACAUUAUGUUAGUGCCGGCGAAGUGAAUCCGAGAAUAACUCUUGAAUAUAACCAAAUAAGGGAUAAUUGUUUGAAGAUGUACGGCAACUUCACGACUUGUACUGCGGCGAUAUACAUGGACCUUCAGAACACUCAGAAUUUGCACUUUAGGAAUAAUCUGGUUAAGAGUAACCAAGGAGGUAUUAGUAUUCAAGCAGAUUCUCGAGGCUCGGCUACAGCACUUAAAGGAUGGAUUCAUAAUAACCUGUUCACUGAUAAUCAAAACCUCCCUGCAUUGUAUGUUGAAGGCAGGCAGAGUAGCCCUUAUCAGCAAGUUACCAUCUAUAAUAACUUUUGGACUCGCAACUUGGCCAUAUACCACAACACUAUUGAACUUCUUCAGGUUGUUUCAAAUUUCACCCUUAAUUACCUGUAUGAAAAUGUUGGAGCUCAAAUAUUAGAAGUUUCUGGUUUCGAUCGUGUACGACUGCCUAUAUACCAAAGCACCUCUCACAACAGCUUUUUUUGGAAUCAUGGUGUCGAGAGAGAUUCAAAAAGCACUAUCGUAGCGGGAACCGCAGGUCAGCAAUACGUUGAUAAUAUAUUCUUCAAUCCUGAUAAUGAUUAUGAGAUGAUUACCGUCAACAGAUCAUUAUUUGAUGUCUGGCAGACUCCUGUCAAUGCUAAAAGUAAUUAUUGGGGUUUUAACACGACUUUAUCAGUCAUGGGACGUAUUAAGGAUAGAAGCGAUCAACCGAAUUUGUUGGAAGUGGAAUUUCUGCCUUUUUUGAUGAACAAUGGUAGUUUAUUGGAUGGAAAGUGCCCUCCUGCAUGGAAUCUAGUUGGAGACACGUGUUAUAUUUAUGUCGGUGCUCCGAUGACUUUCCACGAGGCUAGAGCAUUUUGCAAGGUUGCGAAUGCAUCACUGCCGUACGUCAUGGGAAAUUAUAUUGAAGUGUACAGAUUCCUGAAGAAGCAGCAAGAGACCUACCAGUUCUACGACAGAGUUUGGGUUCAACAUAUUGACCGUAUUAAUCAAUGUACUGCUUUUAUGUUCCAACGUAUUGAAAUUGACAACUGUAAUAGGCUGAGCCCUUUUAUUUGUGAGAUGGAUCCAAAAGUUGUAAUCGAUGUUCUGAGCUGGAGGUACGAUGUUGUUGCUGUCGCUAUGAUGGGAUCUGUUUUUCUUGCUAUUUUAUUAGUCGCUUUGGUAGCUGGAUUCUGGUAUUCUAAGUCUCGUCAGCGCCAGGCGCAGCGGUUAGAGAGACGGGCCAGUAUUCGACAAUCUUUACAUUCCUUGAGAUCUUUUGGUUCAUCUCAUGCCUUCUCUGAUGCUUACAAGAGGGGAAUUUCUGCUAGUAUUCAGCCUUCUCCAACUCUUAACAAAAGCAGUGAUUACAAAAAAAUGGCUGGAAGUUUAGACAGCAUUGAAAAAUCUCAAUUUAACUCCUCAAAUGAGGAAGAAACUCAGAGCUACGACAUUUAUGAAGCGCACAACCCUGCAGCUACCGAAGCCAUUAACCAGGGUUUUGAUCUCUCUUACCGAAAUCAAGGUUUCAAAGAUAAUUCAACAUUUACAUCGAGGGAAAAUAGUACUUGGCAUUCAACUGAAGACUACAUGAACAAUUCUUCGACACUUCCUCUCACUACAAGUUUAGCGAUGACCGAUUCAACGAUGGAUAUGGGUAGAUCGGAUUACCAACAAGAACCUGAAUAUCAGGAAUAUUACGUAAGGCCUAAAAGUUCUGCCCUCCUGGAGACGAAUCUCGACGAUUCGUUACCUCUAGCGCCGACUAGAUCUCAUUCGGAAACACUUCUUGACUCCGCUCAUCCUAAUCACCAUUAUAAUGGACAAGAUAUGUCGACGUUCCAACCGCUUAGCAAGAGCCAACCGCUGGAGACGGCCAUGUGAUUUUUCGUUAAAUCCUUUUAUUUUAUUUUCACAUUCCAUUUAAAGGACUGAAAUACAUUGAGAGGCAAAAAUGGCCACACAACAUAUGAUUCUUGUAGUGACUCAUUAAUUUUAAGCAUUCCUUUAUUUGCUUUAGAAAAUUAACCAACAUAUCGUCGGUUUAUUGCAAAAGUCGUUAAUUAACAUACUAUAAAAUUAAAUCAGUAAGUACUUCGAUGAAUUUUCUCUCUGUGAAAUAAGUAGAUAGUGGACUUAUUGUAUUUUUGAUAUGUAAAAGUUUGUUUAAUUUUACUCAAUAAUUGUUUUUUCGCAUAAAAAAAUAAUAUCAGAAUUCACAAUAAUUACUUAAAAGUUUAGAUCCAUCAAAAAUAUACUUAGUGACUUUUUGGUAUAAAACGAUGAUAAGUUCAAUAAGAUUUAGAUCUGGACUAGAUAAUGACUUAUUUAAAUAUUAUAUUGAUGCAUUUCCUAAGUGUCAAAAAAUGGUGGUGAUUUAUUUUGCUUUUCAAUGUAUAAUAGUUUUAAAUAUAUUUUAUUCAAUAAAAUAUAUUUAUGAAUGAAUUUUAAGAUAACAUUACCUUUGGAGUUUUUAAAUUUAUAAUUAUAAAAGUUUUGAAGGCAAAAUCUUUUAAGUUAAUUCAUUCUGUUUAACAAAAUGUGAAGAAAUAUUUUAAUUAAUGAAGUUCUGAAGACAUUUACGUUUUACGUCAACAUGUCUAUAAGUCUAUAACUGUUUAGAAAAAUAUAAACAAUUGUUUUUUAAAGUUAUUUUAAUGGAAAAGAACUGUGUUAAAUAUAUAACGGAGGCUUCUAUUACACUCGUCUGAUAAAGCUUUAUUCAACUAAUGUAAACGGCUAUUAAUAGCAAUCUACUCUCUUAAUAAUGCAUUUAUUGUAUUUGAUUAUAGUUUAUUGAAUACUUAUUAGUGAAAACCUUACAUAAUAAUUGAAUUAUAAGAAGGCUUGUGCUUCCAAAUUAAUUAAGAUUAUACUUGUGAGAAUACAAGUUGGCAUAACUUGAAAUUUCAAAUGUCAGAAAUUUUGAUAGUUGGAUCAAUAUACACAAAUUUGUAGCCUAACAUAUGUUGUUGUAACCUAAAAAAAAUUUUAAGUUACGUCCCUUGAACUCUCGCAGUGCGAUAAGUUAUUAAAAUUAAAACAUUUACAUAAGACAAAGAUUAUAUGAUCUCAAGAUAAGAUGUAUAUUUUAAAUAUUAUUACAGGCUUAUUUAAUAGCCUGUGAAAUAUAUAUUAUGUUGAAACCAAUGCUUUAAAUGUGAUAUUUUCAAUAUUAGUUAUUUUUAGCCUUUCAGGUUUUGGUCUUUGUAUAUAAAUAAUUCUAUGUAUAUUCCUGUAAAUUUAAUAUAUGUUUGUAAAUAUGAAAUUUUAUAGCUGUUGCAUAGUUUUUUUUUUUUUUUUUUUGUAUAUGUGUAAAUAUGUAUUAGAUUUUAUUUAAAAUUUAUUAUACACUUUGACAAUGUGUAUAAACCAAGACUGUGAAAAGCAUCACACGGACACUUAAAUUUAUCUAAGUUUAUAUAUAAAUAUACAUAUGUAUUAUAUACAUAGAUACUUUUAUACUUAUGUAUUCGCAUAGACAGGGUAAUUCAUUUAAACUUACACUUAGGAUAAUAAAUAUUCUAGUGUAAGUUAAAGUCCCCUGUAAAAUAUAUGUAUAUAUGAAAUAUUUUGUUAAAAUUAGUUAUUAAUGUAUAAAUUUAUUAUUUUAUUGGAGUAGUACCAUUAUUGAUAGAUUUUGUAUUAGAUGAAAUUGUAUUUGGCACUGUUUUAUUGUGUGAUAAAGAUAACGAGGCAGUUAACGACAACUUUAUUGAUUUCUGCUUAAUUAAAUGUGGCUAUAGAGCCAUUUGUUCAGUUUAGAUUUUUUUUUUUUUUUUGCAGAGUUUUUCAAAAAUAAAUUAUUUAUUAUAUGGAUAAUCUGUAGUAGUGGUUCUCAAACUGUAUGACCUGGCAAUAAUAUUUUAUCUGAAGAUUUAUUAUUUAAAUUCAAAAUUAUAAAUUUGGAAAAUAGAUAUUAUAGAAAUUUAUGUUUAUUAAACUAUAAAAUUACUGUUAGAACUAGUUGACCUAUGAUGUAUAAUUCGCACAGUAUAUAAGUCAGAAAACAAUUGACAAUAUAAUGUAGAAAUAAUUUAAUGUAAUGUAUUAUGAGAUAGAGGAAAUAAUUUUAUUUUUCUCAAUGGAAUCACAUUAGUUCAUUCAUAAUAAUAAACCAAACACAUGUAAGGCUGUAUAUUUGCUCAUAAUGGUCUGAUUUCGAUGAUUUUUUUUUUGUUUUUUAGGGAAUUCAAUUAUCCUUCGAAUAAUCGAUAGUGCAAUCAACAAAAAAUAUAUACUUUUUGAGUCAUUCACAAAUAAAGUUUCUUUUCUUUCAUAAUUUUUUUCUAAAAUUUGGGGGGAAUGAUACUUACUAUAAUUCCUCACUCCUCCAUGACAUUCCCUUUCGUUUGAUUCCUCAUUCAUCAAAAUCCAUCGCUCCUCAGGACCAAAAAAGGAUUUACAUUGCAAAAACUACUGUAUUAUAUAUAAAGAUAUAUUAUUGAUAAUAUUUGGGCAAAAUUAUAUUAUAUUACCACUUUAAGGUUAUAUAACCUACAACUUUUUAGUUUGAUAAGGUUGCUAUGGUAAAACAAGUUUGAGAACAGCUGAUCUAUAUUACUAGUUAAAUGAAAUGCCAUAUAGGAAUGUUCACAAGACCAUUAUCCAUAAUUUGGUCUUUAUGAAAGACUGUUAAUAUUACCCUUGAAUGUGUUCAUAUAAUUGUAAACUAGAGAGAAAGCCAAAAUGCUGAGCAAUGAAUUUGUAUAUAUUAUGUUUAUAAAUUUCUGUAUAUAUUUGUCUUUAUUUAUAAUUUUUUAAUAAACUCAUUUUUUUAAUAUAUUUUAUUUUUCCUUAAUCAACAUAAUAAUCUCUUUUAGGAUAUUUAAAGUCAAUCGAAAAUAAAUAACAA